Molecule: messenger RNA, 660 nt
Organism: Trichoderma gamsii
Lineage: Eukaryota; Fungi; Ascomycota; Sordariomycetes; Hypocreales; Hypocreaceae
Exons: 2
Coding region: 1-660 (219 amino acids)
Source: RefSeq, a predicted model, not a curated record
AUGUUUGAGUACACCGACUAUCACACGGUCUUCCCCGCGGGGGCCCAAGUGCCCUACGAUCGCAAGCGCAUCCACGAGAUCGAGGCGCGCCGGAAAGAUUUGGGUGGGCAGCUCUUUAUGGAUCGAGUUCUGAAGGCACUGGGAAUCAGCAAAAAAUAUGUUGCCCACCCGUCAUUGGUACCAGACUUUGCAGAUGAUAUCGUCAUCACUCUUGUGCAGCAUGCUUCGGAUGGCGAUUACGACCUUGCGCUAUCUUACUACCAUACUGUUCAGCCGGUUCUAAAGUCUUCCAAAGCUCUGGAGCUUAUCUUUGGCGCUAUGGCUCAAACCAAUGUCACUGAAGCGCUCCUAUGCUCCCGCACAUACCCAGAGUAUACCCGCGAGCUCCUCUUUCGGCAGCUGAUUGCAGAGACUCUCGGUAGCAAGUCGGGGCAGGCAGACGAACUGGCAUUCCUGCCGUUUGACUCUCUUGAGGAGGUGUGGUUUGAGGAAUAUCUCUCUACUGGUGAAGGCAGAAAUCUUAAAAAGGCAAAAGAUACUCUCCUCGUCCGCAAAAUUGCCAGCGACCGAUUUGGAGAGAUUCGAACACAGAGGACGAGCAGCCAGUGGGGACCUGUAUUGGAAGGCAUCAAGCUGGGCAUUGAGGGGCAAUUUGAAUAA